GUACAUCACUAUGCAGGAAAUAAUGGUAUUUCCAGGGCAUGUUAGUAGUCAAAAGGAAGUAUCUGAAGAAAAACUUAAACUAGUACGUUCUCUUGGCUCCAUUGCACUUAGAAAAGCAGAAGAUGUUGACUUCAAGUAUCAUUUUAAUUUCUUCAGUGUCAACUUUAAUGAGGAGUUGGUUGCAUUGUAUGGUGGUAGUCUGCAACAACAGACCAAGUUUGUGCAUGAAUGCAUAAAAGUAAUUCUUAAGUUGUACAGGGAUCGAGAAUUUGCACCAACCAGUGUUGCAAUAGUAGGUCAUUCCAUGGGUGGUCUCGUUGCAAGAGCAUUGCUUACUCUGAAGAAUUUUAAGCCUGGACUUAUAAACCUCCUCAUUACACAAGCCACGCCUCAUGUUGCACCUGUAAUGCCUUUAGACAAAUAUCUUACUGAUUUUUAUACAGCUGUAAACAAUCAUUGGAUUCUAAAAGCCCAAGAUUUAAGAAAUUUAACUACCCUUUCUGUGGCGGGAGGAUUCAGAGAUUACCAAGUUCGUUCAGGACUGGCUUUUCUACCAAGAUUGAGUCAACAUGACAGUGCCUUAUCUGUUGUGAGCUCAGCUGUGCCUAGAGCUUGGGCCUCAACAGACCAUCUCUCCAUAGUGUGGUGCAAAGAAUUGAUCCUGGCUACCAUUAGAGCUUUUUUUGAUCUCAUAGAUGAAAAUACAAGGCAGAUAACUGAGGAUCCAAAGAAGAGAAUGUCUGUACUGCAUCACCACUUUGUGAGACACCCUGCAAAGACAUUUGAGGAAAACCCUGAAGCUUUUACGGAACUCACAGGAGCUUUCAUGUGGAUUCCAGUCAAAGCCUCAAAAUGGACUUAUUCAGUUUACAAUGAUUCUGAUGGAAAAUAUUUCACAUUUCCUCUUGUGAGCCACAGAAAAUCAUACAGUCAUGUUUACUGUGAAAACAGUAUGUUGGACACAAGUAGCUGGAUUUAUGGCUGUAUGAACAGUAAUUCAUCAACGUGCCUGGAAGCUACUGAUUUAUCCUGGAGAGCUGAGUUACUUCCAACCACCAAGGUUGUAAUACUGAAACUUCAGGACUAUACUUCUUUGUCCCACAUUGUCAUUCAGGUACCACCCACAGUUGGCAAUAAGUAUACUUUGGGCUGUGAAUUCUUCAAACAGGAUUCCAGAACAGUACAGCUUCCUGUAACACAUCUUUUUUCAUUUGGGCUUUCUUCAAGCAAAAUUCUAUUAAAUUCAACUGGCUUACUUUACAAUGUACAGCUCCAGCACUUUAACCGAAUAUAUCAAGCUUUCAAAAUUUAUAUAGAGAGCCACUGCCAGUCACUCAAAGAAAGAAAACCUAGUGUUUACAGACUUCAUGUACCCUGGUCACAUGAAGACUCAAUAAUUGUAGCAAAAGUUCCGUCUUUUACGGAGAUUUCUGCAAAACUGCAUAUUGCUCAGCCUCAAAAUGACAGCAGGGUUCCAGAGUUAAAUAUUUACUCUUCCUCAGACUGUCAGUAUGAAGUAAUUCUGAAGACGUCAGUUUUACAGGUUCUUGGGCAAAUAAUAAGGUUCCAUGCUGGCUCUCUUCCUGUCUAUGUUGUUUCUAAUAUUUUUCUUGCUUAUGGAGGACAAUUGAGCACACUAAUGUCAACAGGCCAAUGUUCAGACUUUCCCCUUGAACUAGUUAGGACAGCUAAACCCUACAAAGUAGAACCUCUUAUAAGCAUUGUUGUGUUUCUGCAGGGGUUUAACUGGUUUAGAGAGAUAUGGGAAUCACUGUCACUACCAGAGGUGGAUGCUGCUGUACUGAGUAGUCAGGAUGCGUGGUUCCCCCUUGUGUCCCUGAUUCUAUUUCUUUUUGGGACAGGCAUUGCCUACUGGAGUGGAGUAUUUUUCUCUACAUCUCUGAGACUCUUCUCUUUGUUAUGGUUAACUCUGAUUAGACCUACUGUACUUCAGAAAGAUAACAAGUUGAUUACACCCAGAAGACUCUGUGGGGUGUUAUCCCUUGCUUUGGUUAGCUGGACCACUUGCGGUGCAUUUGCUGUAUUCAUUAUUUACCUUCAGUACUUGUUUAAGGUUAUAAAGCUACAUGUGAAUGUAAGAGCAGAACAAAACAUGCUUAAUGGGGAUUCAGACUGCUCAAAAGAAACUUCACAGAACUCCAGUAUAUACACAGUCAAAAACCAGAGUUCAACGGACAGUACCGUAAAAGCAACACAGUCUCUUUCCAACAGUACAACAGUUGCUGAAGCUGUUAACAGUCUUAAGAUGCAUGUUACAAUUCUCAAUUUAUUCACAUGGAUUGUGCUGCUCAACUUGCCAUCUCUAAUUUAUUGGUUAAAAAAUCUCAGGUACAGUGUUAGACUUGAUCCUGAUCCAUGUAGAUCUACAGCUAUUAUCCUCGUAUGCAUUUUAGAAAUUCUCAUGAAUUCAAGUACUUCUGAAGUGAAAUCAAGUAAACUCUUGAAGAUCGCAGCCAAAGUUCCACUCCCUUUGUCUGUUGCAAUGUUGGCCUUUGGACGAAUGCAUUUAUACAAAGUACCACACUUCGUAACCCUUUCUCUUCUUCUACAUGUGCUGUGUUGUAUUGUGUAAUGUUCAUUAUACAUAGGAAGAACAGUGCAGUCUAGAAACUUAACACUGGAAAUGGGGCAAAUUUCAACAAAGAAAUGUCUCUCUUAAUAUCAUCAGUAGUUUACAUUAUGUGCGAAAGAGGACAGAACUGUGAAUACUUCAUGAAAAGUUCGUGGUUCUGUUCAUGUUGCUUAGAAAGCUUUUUUAUGCUGUUUAUUUCCUGACUCUGAAAAUUAAGUGAAUUAACUAUGUGUAUGUGUGUAAGCACAUAAAUCAUAUUAGUGUAACAUCUCAAUACUCUGUUUGCCUUGGAGACACUUUGAUAUUUCACUAUACUUCUUUGUUGAAACAGACUUUUUUUUACUCAGUAUGCCAUACAGUGCGUAUGUUCUGAACUUGCAUCUCUUGCAGAUCUAAAAUAUGCUGGUUAAAACUCAAUAUAUUUCAAGCACACUGUGACUAUCACAAAAAUACACAGCCAAGUAUACUUUCAGUCAUUUUAUGCUACAUUUAAAAGCUGCCAGUUGUGUCUAGACAAACUAGAAUGUACUGCUUAUAUAGAACUGUUAUUUCUAUCAAAUCAUUUGUUCAAUCAGUGUGAGUUGAACAUUUGUGAGAUUAUUGAAAGUCUUACACAUUUUACUUUUUCUGAGAGUGAGAAAACAACAAUAUUCUGUGUAGCUUUCUAUUCAGGAAGGAUACCAGCAGAUUCAUAAACAAUUUGCUGUAAUGUUGUUUUAAAACAUUGCCAGUUUUCUCUGGAAUUUUGUCAAUUCUGAAAUUACUCCUUGGACCUUGUCCGUAUGUAGAAGCUAGCAAACAUUGAGGUAUGGUGUGAGUUCACAGUGCAGUUGCUGUACUGCACUGUUUCCAAGCAGACAAGGCAGGUUUUUUUUCCUAUUGUAAAUGGAGAAUCAACUGUCUCAUAAUAAAUGUCCAUAAGUGAAAUUAAUGUGGAAUAGUUACAACACUGCAAAUUCAUGCCCUGCCAGACAGUGCUGACUUCCUCACGUGGACAAACUCUUCGUAAUAAUGGGACAUACUGACCAUAAUUAUUAGCUCUGUAUACAGUAUUAUCUUAGUGCCUAGAUGCUACAGUGACUGCCAUUUAUAAUAAAGCCUAAAUUAGCUAUGUGUAAGGAAUUCUGUCCCCUGGGUAUGUGUUUUGCCAACAGAAGAAAUCUCAGUAGCCAUUAGGUUAAAAUGAUGUAUUGAUUCUGUGUAGAGAUGAGCCUACCAGCUGUCUCCACUCUGACAUACCCGUUAUCUUCAUGUGGAAAUACUAGACCAGCUCAAUUGUCUUACAUGACUAAUAAGAGGUAAUCUGCUACCCACAGUCAAUCAAGUAUAUUCUUGAUAUAGUAGUACAGCCAGCCUGACCCAUUAAUUUUAUCGUAGCUCAUUAAUCUUGCCUGAAGUGCCUCAGUUCUAGCGUGUUGUUAGGGUCAAUUCAUUUACGCUGGCUGGAAAGUCUUAAUUCACACAGUGACUUUCCAAAAUGAAGGACAAAUGUGAAGUAGGCACCUGUUUUGUCCGCUUAUACACAAGUCAGCAGUUCAAGCUAUCACUAAGUCAUUAAAACUGCUUUAACUGAGUAAGAUUAUUGUAGUUAACCAAACCACUGUCACUAUUAUCAGUAAUCUAUGUGCUGGUACUCUAGUCUUAACCUUUUUUAAAAAAGGUUGGAUUAUACAUAGUGUUUGUAAAUCAGAAAAGUUAUUUGAAUAGAUUAUAUCUUGAUACUUUCUAACCAAAUGUAUGCUACAGUGUGUGUAUAUACAUAUAUAUAAAAAAAAGAUAAUUUGUGUGUCUAAAUAUACUUGUAGCUAAAUCCACCAGUUGGUUUAACCUAAAAAUUGCUGUUCAGACAUAGAAUAUAGUAGUUUUUCUGCUUUCAAAUGGCUGUGAAUUAAAGAUGGUGGCAGAACUGCACUGGGGCUGGUAAAAGGCUGUCUGUGAAAUGUGCAGGAUCUGAUUUCUGUGGAAGAUAAUUUUCCUUGGCCUUCAUGGUUCUUUUGGCUUGCUACUGUAUUUUACUCCUGAUUUUGUUUUGCCAUCUUAAUGGGCUCUUUAAGCAUGAAUCCAUUUGUUGGAGCUGUUGGUGGAAUAAAAUAAUAAUCAGAAUAAGGAGAGCAAACAGUUUCUGCAUGUGUAGUAGUUUUGAUAGCUUCCAAAAUCUGCCACAGCUGGAAACUUCUGAAUAACAGCAGCAUAGAAUAACACCAAUUUUUUCAUUUAAUUAUGUCUUUGAAGCUGAGAAUUGCAUUGAUAGUUAUCACUCUUCAUGAAAUGGGUUACAAAAUCUUGCAUAGAUUCCUACCUGAUUUUCAAGUUGGAGAUAGGAGCAGAUAUAAUCCUGAGUCUGAGAUGCCAGAUGACAGAAUUUAUCACGUCUCCCCCAAUGCUCCUUUUUUUCAGAGAUGAUUUACCUUCACUGGGGAAGGAGGGGAAGUCUUACUGCUACUUUGGAUUUAUAUGCAUUCUGUGUCAUUUGCUAGACGAAAACUGUUAUCAGAGAUGUGCAU
This is a messenger RNA of Haliaeetus leucocephalus (bald eagle), 5097 nucleotides long. RefSeq names its product post-GPI attachment to proteins 1 (gene PGAP1). The record is from RefSeq and is a predicted model, not a curated record. NCBI's taxonomy places the organism in Eukaryota, Metazoa, Chordata, Aves, Accipitriformes, Accipitridae. Gene Ontology annotation, molecular function: phosphatidylinositol deacylase activity. The transcript has 26 exons. Gene Ontology annotation, biological process: GPI anchor metabolic process; endoplasmic reticulum to Golgi vesicle-mediated transport. The coding region runs from base 11 to 2593 and encodes 860 amino acids. Gene Ontology annotation, cellular component: endoplasmic reticulum.